Mangifera indica (mango) is the source of this 1485-nucleotide messenger RNA. Its product is annotated as reticulon-like protein B17. NCBI's taxonomy places the organism in Eukaryota, Viridiplantae, Streptophyta, Magnoliopsida, Sapindales, Anacardiaceae. The transcript has 8 exons. The record is from RefSeq and is a predicted model, not a curated record. The coding region runs from base 135 to 1355 and encodes 406 amino acids.
AAAUCCUUGUCAACUCAAUCCAUACAAAGCCCACGAAUUUCUCACAAAAUUGAAUACAAUACGAAAACACACUUUCAAGAACGAAGAAUCCUGUUAAAAUCCUUUGUCUUUAAUCAGUUCAGUUCACCAAAUCAAUGGAUUCAAAUCCUAGUUCUCAAACCAAAUCGGCCUCGCGCCUUGCAAGGAUGAGCUCUGAAGAGCCGCCACGUCAGUUUCCAGGCAUUAUUUCUCCUUCUCCCAAGAGACCCUCUUCGGUAUCUCCCGCUCUUCCACUCUCAGAAUUGCUCUUACUCUCAUCUUCUCCAUUGAGAAAAUCGAGAACCCGUUUAGCGGAUCGUCUAGAUGCAGCUGAGGAGUUGGCUCUGGAGUCAACUGGGUGUCGUAGGAGAUGCAAAACAAGAGGAUCUCAAAUGGGCAUAUCGGGUUGUGGAUCUCCGAGGAAUAGGAGGUUAAGGAGGAGAUCGGAGAUAGAGAUAAUGAGAGAAGAGAGAGAUAUUGGGUUUGUCGAUGAGGUUGGGAAACCAAGAAAAAAGAGGCAUAGCGUGCGGUCAAAGAAAGAGAAGCUUAGUUUGGUCCCUUGUGUUCCCUCUUUGAAUUUAUCUCCAAAAAUGGAUGAUGGUGGUCACGGUAAUCUUGACCGAAUUGGGCAGAUGUUUGCUGAUUUGAUCAUGUGGAGAGAUGUUGCAAAGUCGAGCCUUUGGUUUGGUCUUGGGUGUUUGUGUUUUUUGUCUUCUUCUUUUACCAAAGGAGUUAACUUUAGCAUCUUUUCGGCGAUUUCGCAACUUGGUCUUCUAUUCUUGGGGGCAUCAUUCUUCUCAAAUUCAAUAUUGCAAAGAAAUAAUGAUGAAAGGAAGCGUGAGUUCAAGCUGAAAGAAGAGGACAUUUUGAGAUUCGGUAGACUAAUUCUUCCUGCCACAAACCUUGCAAUUUCAAAGACGAGAGAGCUUUUCUCAGGAGAGCCAUCAACUACCCUCAAAGUAGUACCAUUUUUGCUUCUAGGAGCUGAGUAUGGUCAUAUUCUAACAAUGCGGAGGCUUUUUGCUCUUGGGUUUUUUAUUAGUUUCACUGUCCCGAAACUUUACUCCUGCUAUUCUAGUAGGAUCUACCAAAAAGCUGAUAACAUGAAAUCUUACAUGCUCGAAGCAUGGGGAGCUUGUUCUCACAAGAAGAUUGUGGCAGCAUCAGCAGUCAUGGCCUUCUGGAAUCUGUCCACUGUAAAAACCCGUAUUUUAACAGCAUUUAUCUCUUUGGUAAUACUCCGGCACUGCCGACAACAUCUAGCGCCAGAAGAACUGGAAACAGUAGAAGGGGAGCAAGCAUUGGUGGUGGCAGAAGUUAGGGAAGUCCAGAACUAGCAGUUUCUGUUUUCUCUAAGCAUUUCUAACGCCAAUGGGGGGCAUUGUAUUCCUAAGAGCUAAGCUAAUAUUCUUUUGUAGCUUAACAUUUGCUCAUUCAUGUAAACAAUAAAUGUGUUUUUUUUUUAAA